Lingula anatina is the source of this 2582-nucleotide messenger RNA. Its product is annotated as insulin gene enhancer protein ISL-1. Gene Ontology annotation, biological process: axonogenesis; neuron fate specification; positive regulation of transcription by RNA polymerase II. Gene Ontology annotation, molecular function: DNA-binding transcription factor activity, RNA polymerase II-specific; DNA binding. NCBI's taxonomy places the organism in Eukaryota, Metazoa, Brachiopoda, Lingulata, Lingulida, Lingulidae. The record is from RefSeq and is a predicted model, not a curated record.
UUUAAUGCACAUUUGUUUUCGUGUCACCAAGUGACAAACAGUGAAAUGUACACAACGAUUCUUCUGGGUAAACUCCAUUUAAUGUGCAAAGGAUGCUUAAUCCUACACGGGAUAGCUUUUAAAUUCUAGCUUAAUGUCACGGUUUAUAUUUACAUGGGUUUCCUUGGAAUAGUAUUUUAAGGCAGAAAAUGAAGCAGGGUUAUUCAUUUUUAAGAAGACGUAAAGCUGAAAAACGGCGUUCGUCGCUGUGCGUUGGGUGCGGGGGACAGAUCCAAGACCAGUUUAUUCUAAGGGUAGCGCCGGACCUCGAGUGGCACGCUUCGUGUCUUAAGUGCACGGAGUGUAGUCAGUACCUCGACGAGUCUUGCACCUGCUUCGUUCGGGACGGGAAGACGUAUUGCAAGAGGGAUUAUGUAAGAUUAUUCGGGACCAAGUGUGCAAAAUGUAAUCUCGGAUUUAGUAAAAACGACUUUGUGAUGCGAGCGAGGAAUAAGAUCUACCACAUAGACUGCUUUCGUUGCGUGGCUUGCAGUAGACAGUUGAUUCCAGGAGACGAAUUCGCGCUACGCGAAGAUGGAUUAUUUUGCAAAGCAGACCACGAUGUAGUGGAAAGGGCAUCCGCUGGCGAGUUUGUCCCACAUAAUAACAACAACAACGACCCCAGGGUGGGGCCGGGCGGGCAACUGACGUCUACAAAACCAUGCCACGAUCAACAAGGACCAAUGCCGACUAGCGGGAGAGGUCGAUCACACAAAGAGUCAAAGACAACACGGGUUCGAACGGUACUCAAUGAAAAACAACUGCACACGUUACGGACGUGUUACGCUGCCAAUCCGCGCCCGGACGCCCUUAUGAAGGAACAGUUGGUCGAAAUGACCGCUCUGAGUCCCCGGGUCAUUCGGGUGUGGUUCCAAAAUAAAAGAUGCAAAGAUAAAAAGAAGAGUAUCUUGAUGAAACAGAUUCAGCAGCAACAAGAAAAGAACGGCAAUCGGUUACAAGGACCUCUUCCACAGGGCGUUCCCAUGGUGGCGUCCAGCCCCGUACGUCACGAGAGCGGCAUGCAGGGAAACCCGGUAGAAGUCCAGAGCUAUCAGCAGUCCACCCCGUGGCACAAACUGGCCGACUACGGCGGGAUGCAGGGCGAUAUAGACCAACCACCCUUCCAGCAACUGGUAGAGUCGUUCGACCACUGCGACACCGAUGACUCGUAUAUGCCGUAUUUGGGUGAUGAUUCUAGUCUUAACCCCCCAAGCGCCACUUCCUCGGACGCCCACGAUAUCUCAAACUGUUCAGAAAUGUCCAGCCCGACGAGCAGCUGACUAGCCGUGGAUAAAACUGUCCAUGAAGCGGACCGCGACGGACAUUGCAACCAUCACUGGACACUCAGCUCUGUGAGUGAGAUACGUCAGUUAGUUUCUUAAACAAAAAGACAAUGAGCAUGAUGCAGUUUAUGUCUUGAAUCUCAUUUUAAAAAAAGCCGUGUGACGGUAUAUUAUCAGAACAGUGCCAGGAGCGCUGAGCAUAAUUUGUACCUGAAUACGCCGCGCGUUUCAGCCCAGGAGAUAGGUGUGACAAUAAAGAGAAAACAAUGAGUUAUUAAUUGCAGACUAUCAGACAAUUUUUGACCAACUUGGUACUUAGGCGUGAGAUUGAGGCGUCAGUGUGUAUUGAUCCAUGGAAGCCCAGAUGUGUCAGCCUUUCGACCCGUAGAUAUAUAGUAGUAACGACGUGGAGCAGUGCAAUGAAUGUGUAUUUCUAUUUCCAAGGUAUCAGAGUUGGCCACGUGAAGGAUUUUGUUAUUAUUUUUUAAAACUUGUUUUAUUUAUUUUCUGGUUAAAUAUAAGAAUGUAUGUGUUGAUGAUUAACUUUUUAGUAUAGAGAAGUUUGUAAAUUGAUAACCUCAUGAAAGGCUUUUUGGAGACCACGGUAGUCUAUCUCUCUCUCUCAAAGAGAAGCACGGAAAAUAACCAGACUGAAUGGGAAUCUUUGACCAACCAAGUGUUUAAUUGAUCCAUUCACAUUAAGCUUCUUUUAUUUGUGGAUGAAAGAAAAAGAAAGAUGUUGUAGUAGACUUUCCUUCAAUUCCUUUUUAUUUGUCUUAAAAUCAGAGUCCAACAAAGGAUAACCUAGAAUCCUGGGAAUUCCAAGUUUGAUUUUCCUAUAAUAGGAAUUCUUUCGGGGCAUUGGUAAUUGAAUUAACAUUGUGCAUAGAGAUAGGUCAGAAUGCAUCGAUUUCCCGGCGUGUCAGCUCACAGAUUGCCUGUGGCAGAGCUCGAAACGUUUGCGGAGGUCUGGGCUGAAUUUGAACCGUUUUCUUGCAAAUAUUUUCAAAAGUUUAAGACUAAUAUUUAUAUUGAAUAUUUAUGAGACGCUUGCCGUCUGAAGAAAAGAAAAAAAAUAGCUGCGCUCAAUGAAAUCGGAGGAAAAUUCAGUCAUUUGAGGUUUGUGGACUGAUAUUGAAAUUCGGCUUCGGUUUGUGUGGUCUUGGGUUUUUUGUUACCUUUGUAUAAGAAGGAGGAAAGUCCUAUGGAUUUUUAUGCCUUUGAAAUUGUAAAAAUAAAUGUAUGACUUUUAUUAAUUUA